This is a messenger RNA of Botrytis byssoidea, 2829 nucleotides long. RefSeq lists its product as uncharacterized. The coding region runs from base 1 to 2829 and encodes 942 amino acids. The record is from RefSeq and is a predicted model, not a curated record. The transcript is spliced from 3 exons. Gene Ontology annotation, molecular function: protein binding. NCBI's taxonomy places the organism in Eukaryota, Fungi, Ascomycota, Leotiomycetes, Helotiales, Sclerotiniaceae.
AUGCCUCCAUUCAGUUAUGCUAGCUUACCUCCACUCGAUUCGAGCACUAUUCGCCUACUUUCUCUUGUGCCCAGUAGAAACGAAACCGCUGCUCUACAAGGCCAACUUCACAACUAUUCUCUCCAAGACUCGGACAAGGAAACUCAUUUAUACGAAGCUUUGUCGUACGUAUGGGGUGGCAUCGAUGAUCCUCCACAUUCUAUCUAUAUAAAUGGAAACUCUCUGUCUAUCACAGCGAAUCUGCAUGCAGCCUUGCUACGUCUUCGAAAUCACACUCUUGAACGAGUCAUGUGGGUAGAUGCUCUCUGCAUCAACCAGCAAGAUGAUCAAGAGAAAGGUCUCCAGAUUCAAUUGAUGCCGAGGAUCUAUGGCCAAGCAGCCCAGGUCAUUGUUUAUCUCGGAGAAGCUGCGGAUGACAGUGAUAUGGCUCUUGAGAGCAUAAGAGUUGCAGCAGAUGAUGAGAACGAAAAGCCGGGAAAUUCGUUGGCCAGCAAAAGGAGCCAAGAGUCAAUUCUCAGCUUGCUUAAAAGACCAUGGUUUCAGCGCAUCUGGGUUCUCCAGGAGGUUGGCUUGGCUCGAAGUAUCCUGAUCAUCUGUGGUUCAGUGGAGAUGAACGGGUAUACGUUCUGCUCGGGUAUUAGCAAACUGGAAAGUUUACUCAAAAUUUAUGCGGAUUUACAAAGUUUGAUCCGUCCAACGAUCCACUUGAUAAGAGGAUCGAUUUUUCGUCCAAAGUACAAGUCGAGUUCACUAGGUGAACUCUCUCUAGCUGAGCUGAUCGAUAUGUAUCAUAACCACAAGGCCACAGUACGUCACGAUAAGGUGUAUGCCUUACUUGGCAUGUGCUCUGAUCAUUUGAGCUCGACUGGCUUAUUACCCGAUUACACGAUUCCAUGGGAGACACUUUUUCGACGGCUUGUCAACUUCAUCCUUCAUCAAAGUAUGUCUAUAGAGGCUUGGGAUGACAGGGAAACAGCGGUAAUCAAGAGUAGUGGUUAUGUUCUAGGACAUGUAUCUUCGGUAAGGAAUGCCAUAAAUCGAUAUCCGGGCCAGUACAUAGAAGUUACAUUCAACAACAGACCAAUAUCUUUUCAGUACUACAAGAAUUAUGGGGCACAUUGGAUACUCCAAGCUUCUGCACAACCCAUUCGACAAAAUGAUAUUAUUUGCCUUCUAGAAGGAGCUUCAAACCCAACUGUUGUUAGAGCAUUCGAAGACCAUUUUGGUAUCAUCAUGAUUGCAGUCAAUCCACGCCAACAAAGACAUAAACAUAGCUCGUUUCAAUUGUCUAUGUCUCCGACACCUGAUUACUCGCAUGAAUUUCUACUUGUGUGGCAAUGGGGAUUAAUUUCGGGACAGCAUUCUUCGUUACUUCAAUUGCCACAAAUGGAGAUCAAUUCUGUAGUUCCGGACUAUUUGAAGACUAAUGCGAUCAGAGCAAUGAGAUCAUUCGAAGUGGCACUGAUUCUAAAAGACACUGGGGACCUUCUUAUGGUAGAAGUCAAGCUUAAAAAAGAUAUCGAAAAAUGGGAGAGAUUGUUUGGAAUAGACGAUAUACAUAUCUUAUCAUUAAAAGAGGUACUUGCGUCAGUAUACUGGAGCUCUAAUCGGUGGAAGAUGGCCGAAAACCUGCUUUUGGAGGUGAUAAGGGCCAGACAAUAUCUCCAAGGCAAAUGCCAUCAAGAUACUUUAAAUAGUAAAAUGAAACUUGCAAAUGCUUAUAUAGACGAAGAAGUUCUUUCUAGGCCGUCUAGAGCCGAGCAGUUGCGGGGUUUCAGGACAGAGUUGUUGGAAACAAUCAAAAGUGAUAGUCGAAUUGCAGAAGGGGUAAUGGUACAAGCAGCAGAGUACCUUGAUGAAAGAAUGUUCAAGCUUUUGCUCGGCCUCGGAAGAGAUAGUGUUCCAGUCACAAAUGAUUUAGUGAAGGCCAUAUCAAAACCCACAAGAGGCGAUGGAAAGAUGCUUAUCUUAUUGGAAGAAAGAGGAAUGGACAGCGAGAUGACAGAAGAGAUGGUACAAUUCAUCGCCAAGAAUUGUGGCCGGAAUGCAAUGAGGUCGUUGAUGCAGAAACGCAGCGCUCAUGUGAAGAUUACCAGCGAGUUGUUGAAGACGAUCGUCGAAGGACGAGAAGCUAUCGAAAAGAUGGAAUUGCUGCUCGGUGGAAAAGGCGCGGAUAUAUGUGUUGGAGCGAAUAUGGCCAUUACAGAGGAGACUGUGAUCGAAGCAGCGGGAAAUAUUUAUCACGGGGAAAAGAUUAUCAGAAACCUACUCACAAGACAAGGGGCGAGUAUAGUCAUUACAGAGGAAAUCAUGAUCACUGCAGUAGCGAAUAUACACCAAGGGGAUACCAUCAUUAGAGAGUUAUUUGCACAACAGAAAGCAAAUAUAGUCAUUACAGAGGAAGUCGUGAUUGCGACCAUAGAGGAUAUAUUUCAUGGGCCAAGAUUCAUCGAAGUGUUACUUGAAAAGCGAGGAACAUAUAUCAAUAUCACACCAGGGGUCAUGAAAGCAGUAUCAAAGAGUCAAGAAGAUUUAGCGAGUUUUCUUCAUGGAUCAGAACCGCAUAAUGCCGUAAUGAUGCAGUUACUUGAGAACCGAGGAGCAGAUAUGGACGUUACAGAGGAAAUGGUCAGGAUUAUUACAAAUGAAAUGGAUUUUCCGAAGGAAUCUCUGGCGCUAUCGGUCGAAAAGCAAGGAGAAAAAUUGAGAGUUACGGAAGGAAUGGUGAGAAUGAUUGAAGAAAAAUUUCCCGAGGAGAUCGCCCUGUUGGAGACGAUGAAGGACAACAUUCGGAGAUAUAGCAGUGGUAGUACUGGUAGCGCAGGCUAG